This is a messenger RNA of Lachancea meyersii CBS 8951, 4008 nucleotides long. Lineage: Eukaryota; Fungi; Ascomycota; Saccharomycetes; Saccharomycetales; Saccharomycetaceae. The record is from the annotation of a GenBank genome assembly.
AUGGCACUUAAUUUUUUGCCAGGACAGCCAAACUCUACACAGCAAACAGUAUGCCAGGGUUUGUGGCAGGAUCGCACCCUACUUGCUUACUGUUCGGGAAAUAACCUAAUAAUUGUAUCGAACGACUUCAGUCGACUGCAGACCAUAUGCUUCGACUUUGACUGCGUUGCAGUUGAUAUUAACUCCUACAAUGGCCAUAUCGCAGUGGCUUCAGGGUCUAAGGUUCAUGUUUUCAAGCCCUUGCACCAGGUAAUGAAAACUCCAAGGUGGGUUUCUUGCAUCGAUAUUUUUCACGACGAUUCGCCAGUGAACAGCAUCAGCUGGGGUCUCAACGGAGAAAUUGCUGUAGGAUCCGACUAUCUUUCGUUUUGGAGGGUUCAAGAUGAGUUCGGCGAGUUCAAGUCUUCUCUGCUGUGGACGAAAAAGCAGUUCCGACCUGUCUAUCGAUGCGCCAUCUCGGAGGACUCGCAGGUGAUUGCCAGCAUGUACAAAUACAGUCGAACGGUGAAGAUGUGGAAGCGAAUUUCACUCGGCAACGAUCGUGUGCUAUUCGACCUAACAUUCAUCUCCCACCCCGGUUACGUGACAUACUUUCGAUGGAAGCGGUCCGACAAUCGCUGCGAGCGCGAAAGAAACUCGCAUGUGUUUUAUACUUUGUGUACAGAUUUGAAGUUACGAAUCUGGACUUAUUACGAAAAUAACAGUCAGAAGACAAUACAACAAUGGGGGCAUUUGAACUUGGAUCCGACAAAAGAUCAGAGAUUCUGUCUUUUACUAGAUAGCUGGCUGGUUCAGAAACUCUUGCAAGGAAGCAAGAUUAAGAACUCAGAAUACUACUCCGAAAUGCAUCCCGAUUUUGCCGUAUUAGCGAAUUGUUCUGGGGAGCUUGAAUUUUACGCCCUAGAAAACCUCUCCCACGACCCGCCCAAAUUGAUGGACCACAAGCUUGUGGCUACUGCCACCAUUGAGCAAAAAUCUUUUGUUUUCAGCUCUGAGUUCCUGUGUUUCGCCGAGCCUCAAGUUGCAGACGAGGACUCAAGCCAAUUCUCUCUUGUAGUACAUGACAUGAGAGGCGUUUUACGACAUUCGAUAAUCAAUCUUGAAAGUGUACUGUCUGGUGAGCAACGAGAGAUAGGAACGCUUUUGCACAAAUUUACAGGCCACAAGAAGUCAAUUCAAAAGCUUGUCAGAAGUAGCGACGGCCAGGCCAUGAUCACUUUAUCAAGAUUCUCAGAAAACACUGUUUGGGUUCCCCAAACUUUACCGAGUGGAGUUUAUCUGCGCAAGAAAAACAUCAUUCUGUCAGAGACCCCUUUGAUUGAUGCUGUUGUUCUCGAACGCGGCAGUCUGAUCUUGACACUUUCGAAAGACUUCAAAUUAAAUGCAUGGACCUGUUCAAAUGACCAAGGAAGCAAGUUAUCAACUCUGGAGGCGGAUUUUGCCCUGGGCUCGUCAAGAGGGGCUCCGCUUUUAAUGAUCAACACACCAGAAAAAAAACACCAUCAUGAUCGACACUACGUGGCGCUAAUCUACUCUUCAGGCGAGGUUUUGAGCUUCUGUAUAUCGCUUCCAGAUGGAAUCAUUCCCAUAGCUACAAAUAAUCUUGAUAUUGGUGAACAAAAGAAGAUUUACCUGAUUUCUUCCAUUGACCCCGUCAAUUAUGGAUUUCAUUCUGACAGAUCUCUAGUUGCUUUGAUCGAUGAAGAUGGUCUCAUAAGAACUUUCAAGUGCGCUGUACAGGAGAAAAAAGUGACGUGGAGGCUAAGCUACAAGGUGGAAACGAAUCUUCAUAAUAGCACGCUUAUAAGUGGCUCAUCGAUCGAUAAGAUAUGUGUUGUAGCUAAGUCCGAGAAAAGACUAACAAUCUGGGACUUGCGGCGAGCAUUCCUGGAAUAUGAAACGGAGUUCAGCGAUCCUGUUUGCGAUAUUGACUGGACUAGUACGCGGUUCAGCCAGAGCAUUUUCUCUGUUGGCUUCGCGGACCAUGUUCUUCUCUUCACGCAGCAAAGGUAUGACUAUACAACAAAGAUUCCCAGCUAUUCCCCCGUCGAGGAAAUUGCCAUAAGGGAGUACACAACGCAUGAUAUUGGUGACUCAAUUUGGCUGACAGAUGGAACUUUCGUCAUAGCCUCUGGAAAUCAAUUAUUUCUCAAAGACAAAAGUCUUGAUAUCGGUGACAAAUUCACCAAUCAAUCGAUUGGGUCCCGGAAAAUACUUUUAAGGGAUAUUAUGCAUUUAAGCAGUGUUCUUAAUGGACCGCUACCGGUUUAUCACCCACAAUUACUGAUUCAGGCCCUCUAUUCUGACAAGCUUCUGCUCGUAAAGGAGGUGUUGCUCCGCCUAUUUUUGGCGCUACGACGACUGGAAUUUCAUUCUGCUGAUGCAACGAAGCUAGGGGCUACCCUUGGGCUCACUUUUAGAAAAUUCAUUCACCCUUCUAAUGAGACUUAUGUUACGGACAAUUAUCCUGAGCCCUACAACGAAUUCAAUGGCUUGGUGUCUUCUGACUUAAAGGAUAAGUUGACCAAACAUGUCUUGCCAUUCAUCACCCGUCAUCAACAAGUGACUCUCAUCGCGGUCAUCGAGGCGAUAGAUGAAAUAGAUAAGAACAAAGCGGCAUUGGAUCUACCAGGAACCUUGUUUAUAUUAGGAUUGAAGCUAUUUGAACUCCACAGGAAAACGCAGCUAUCAGUGCACGUCCGUGACAUUCAAUGGGCACUACACUCUUCGAGCAAAAAGGCUUUAUUUUCCAGCGUUCUUCCGAGCAUUGAUUCCUGGGAACGGGCGCGCCAGUACAAGAUAAGCUUAUGGGUUAAUCGAGAGGAUCUGAUAGCAUCAUUUGAGAAAAUUGCUAAACAUGAGUUUUCUAAUGGAAUAGAGCGAGAUCCUAGAAAAUCUGGCCUAUUUUAUCUGUCACUCAGGAAAAAGCAAAUCUUGAUUAGCUUGUGGAGAGUCAGUACCGGCAAUCCUGAACAACAGAAGAUGCUCAAAUUCUUAAACAACGAUUUUAGAGAAGAAAGAUGGAGAAAGGCAGCUCUUAAAAAUGCUUUCGUGUUACUAAGCAAACACAGGUACUUGGACUCGGCCUGUUUUUUCCUACUGUCCGAUUCGCUCAGAGAUGCGGCAAUUGUAGUUCUGAAACAGAUGGACGAUAUAGCUCUCGCCAUAGGAAUCUGCCGCCUGUAUGAAGGGGACCAUGGGCCGGUUUUGAAGAGACUUCUGGUGGACACUGUUCUUCCACGAGCUAUAAAGAGCAACGAUAGAUGGAUGACGAGUUUCAUCUAUCAAGCUUUAGAGAAACCCUCGUUGGUAUUAAAAGCCCUUGUUAUGUCUCCCAUUGAUCUCGAAGAUAAUAAGGAGAUUGUUAGUCAGGAGGAUUUGAGCACUCGAUCUUACUUGGUAGAGGACCCCGCACUGCUCAUGCUUUACGCGCAAAUCCGAAGAAGAAAUGAAUUUUAUUUUGCAGCUUCUAUGGAGGUUCAAGAGAACCUAGAGUACAAAACGGUCCAAAGGGUCUCUGCCAUUUAUUCAAGAAUGGGCUGUGAUUACUUAGCGCUUUCGCUGUUGAUGAACUGGUGUUUUCAUCACCAGGCCAGAGAAGAGCGCGAGAAAAGCAACUAUGUUCACACACCUGUUGAAAAGUUUAAGGUCUCUGAUACUCGCACUAAAAAACUUAGAAGCAUAUUUGACAAAUUUGAUGAGCUAUCCCAGACUCCUUCGGACUAUUCAUCGCGAAACUCGGCAUACAGUGCGUCUUCCACAAAACCAAAAAAUCUGCUCGAUAAUAUCGAUGGUAACGAUCAAAAUCAAUCACCAGGCAUCUCGCAACAGGGUACCGACGAAAGUGCCACUUCAAGUAUGAACUCCUCAGAACCAGCUUUGGUGGGCAACAAUUUGACGUCCGCAACUACUCCUCUGCUAGACAAAAACGAAACGAAUAAUUAUGACGGAAAGGUAAAAAGUACUCAUCUUCAACAACCACGUAAUCUGCUGGACGAUUUCUUUUAA